Chironomus riparius is the source of this 916-nucleotide messenger RNA. The record is from the annotation of a GenBank genome assembly. NCBI's taxonomy places the organism in Eukaryota, Metazoa, Arthropoda, Insecta, Diptera, Chironomidae.
UGAUUAGUUCACAUCUUGUUUUAAUUGCUUAAAUACUUAAAUUUGAUUAUUUUAUUUUGAAAAUUAUGACAUUAUUUAACUUAAGGUUGUCAUUAAUUUUGAUUAUUUGUGUUCAGCUAGUGAAAGCACCUUUACCAUCAAUAUUUCCGGUAUGUUUUCGCAAUGAUCCAGAAAUAAGCGACUGCAUCGUCCAGUCUGUAACAGUUCUUCAACCAAGAUUAAUAACUGGCGACCUCGGAGAUGGAUACUUAAUUCCAACAACAGAUCCGUUUGAUAUUCCUAAAUUAACAUUUGGAAGCGAAAGAGACUUCAAGACGACUUUAACUAAGCUUCAGUUAAGAGGAAUGAGCAACUUUAGUAUCGUUAAACUUAAAGCUGAUAUCGAAAAACUGAAAUUCAGCAUGAUUUUGUCAUUUCCACGUCUAAAUUUAUCAGCAAACUAUCAAAUGGUCUUUGGACUGUUCGGAUCUCCACUUUACAGCAAUGGACAAAUGUUUGAAAAGCUAGAAAACACCAGAAUUGGACUCAGAAUGAAGGCAAAGCUGUAUACAAAAAAUGGUGAAAAAUACAUGAGAUUUGAUCCAUUUUACUUCAAAAUUCUCCAAAGUGAUGUGAAAAAUUUAAGGUUGACAAAUUUAUUUCCAAAUACAUUAUUUAUUGGACCUGUAGUUUACUCAUAUUUCUCGGAUAAUAAGGAAUACAUCACACGUGCAAUUUAUCCAGAUUUUGAGAAAACAUUUUCGCAAACUUUUACAAGAAUGGCAAAUGAGCUAGCGACGUCGGCUAGUUUUGAUGAGCUGUUUCCUAUUUAAGGUUUUUAUUUUUUUGCAAACUUAUUUUUAAAAGUUAAAAAAUAGGUUUUAGACUGCAAUAAUUUAGGAUUUCAUAAGAUUAAAUUUGAGAAAUUGAAAAGCAA